AAGUAUCACUGUUUACUACAGGCAGAAAAAGCAGAGUCUGAUGCUUGCAACCAAGAUGCAACUCCUCAGGAGUCAAAAUCUCUUGGCCUGAAAUGGGCACAUCCUAUUCCAGUACCCGAGACGGGCUGUGUCCUUGUUGCAACAGAAAAGCUUGAUGGGGUUCGUACAUUUGAGAGAACUGUAGUUCUGCUUCUCAGGUCUGGAACUCGACAUCCACAAGAGGGUCCAUUUGGAGUUGUGAUCAACCGUCCACUUCACAAAAAGAUCAAACACAUGAAGCCUACUAAUAACGAACUAGCCACCACAUUUGCUGAUUGUUCAUUGCAUUUUGGGGGGCCUCUCGAGGCAAGCAUGUUUUUGUUAAGAACAAAUGAAAAAUCGAAACUCCCAGGGUUUGAAGAGGUAAUGCCUGGCCUCUGUUUUGGUGCUCGAAACAGUUUGGACGAAGCUGCAGGGCUCGUGAAGAAAGGCGUGCUCAAGCCUGAGGAUUUUAGAUUUUUUGUUGGGUAUGCCGGUUGGCAGCUGGACCAAUUGAGAGAGGAAAUUGAAUCAGAUUACUGGUAUGUAGCUGCAUGUAGCUCAAAUUUGAUUUGUGGAGGUUCAUCGGAUUCAUCAGAAAGUUUGUGGGAGGAUAUUUUGCAGCUAAUGGGUGGCCAUUACUCAGAAUUAAGCCGGAAGCCUAAGCAAGAUAUGUAGUCAUUUAUUAUAUAUAGACUGAGUUAGUUAUGAAUCUAAAUGUACAUAAAACUCUUUCAACUGGAUUUUUA
This is a messenger RNA of Carica papaya (papaya), 767 nucleotides long. NCBI's taxonomy places the organism in Eukaryota, Viridiplantae, Streptophyta, Magnoliopsida, Brassicales, Caricaceae. The record is from RefSeq and is a predicted model, not a curated record.